UCAUCCUCGACUGUUCUGUGGUGGACAUGGCAACCAGCUCGCAGGACGUCGACUUCUUUGCAUCGUCGCCUCCUCCGCCAGCAGCUGGAACCAAGGAUCGAUCUCCCUCGCCGACUGGGCCGAACCUCUUUCGUGGGAGCAGCGCUGAUUACGAGGACGAUGGACGUGAGGACAGAGACGCUGAGCGUGUGACGGUUCACAAGAGGAGGAAGGUCGAGGCCGACAGCAGCAUUGCUAAUGGUGGUUCAAGCAUGCACAAGCAGGAGAAAAGCACAUCACCCCCUCAGGAAGCCGAACCAGGGCCAUCAUGGCAGCGCAAAUACAUCGGCCACUUCUGCGUCGCAGGCUGGGCUCUGUCGAAGGGAAGGGGCUAUGCAGAGCAAGGUGCAAAGGUAACAAUUCAGCGAGACAAACAGCGCAAUCAAGCUGCGACGGCUGCCACGCCGGCCAAGAAGCCACCAGCUAAGAAGCAGACAAAGCUCAGCUUUGGUGGAGCGGGACCUUCGAGCGGCAAGACUGCCUCCUCGUCUUCUACGCAGAAGACGAAACAAACGGACGACUACGUGGUACGAUUCGCCAACACGAGAGGCUUCGAGGUCGGCAGACUACCCACAGAGGCAGCCAUCUGGGUCUCCAAGCUCAUGGAUCUUAAUAUGGCUGAAUUUGAAGGCUACGUCGUCGAUUGCCCUCCAGUGCUCAGCGUGGGAUGCGAUAUCUUGCUGGACAUCAAGGCUUACCUUCGUCGUGAAGCCUUCCCGGACAUGGCAGACGUGCGACGCUCUCGCAAUAUUCGCAACGAGCCCACCAAGAACUUCUUCCAAGAGACAGCAGAGACAACGGAUGAGAAGGAGCUGCGCACCCGCAAAUCUGCCCUCAUUCGUCUGUUCAAGGCAUGCGACCUCAAGCCUACGCAGUCAAGCGAUAUACUGCAGCAGCACGCGGAAGAUGGCAAAUUUGGCAGCUCGUCGAUGCUCGAUCACUACGGCGGGCAGGAGACGUUGAGAAGAAGUCAGAGUCCCACGUCUGUGCGCAAUGGUGGGCCAAGCAUGCCAAAAAAUGGGUCGAGGUCAGCGACACCGGCAACGCCUGCACCUAGCACUGACGGAGCAGGCGCAUCGUCCUCAACGGCCAUCGCAGUAGAUGGCGAAGACGAAGCCGAGCCUGAUGUGAAUGAUGGAACAGAGAUUGAAGACAAGCAGCUAGCCGACGUCUACAGCAAGGCUCAAAAGCACGAUCGAGAGCUACCAGAGGUCGAGCCGCCCGACACUUUUGCGCUCAGCCUCAGACCGUACCAGAAGCAGGCACUGGGCUGGAUGCAGAACAUGGAGAGACCAGCGUCUAUGCGACAAGGGCGUGAAGGGCAGAGGCAGGAUGCUAGCUUGCACCCUCUCUGGCAGGAGUACAAGUUUCCGCAAGAGGACGAGGCAGCAGGAGCAAGAUCAUCGUCGAGAGCGCAAGAGGGCGAAUCCAGCUUCUAUUUCAAUCCCUACAUUGGCGAGAUGAGCAUGCAGUUCCAACCGGCAAGCCAAGGCACGCGCGGUGGCAUUCUAGCAGACGAGAUGGGGCUUGGCAAAACAAUCAUGGUCGCCUCACUCAUCCAUGCCAAUCGUCCUGCCAGACCAGGAGAGGAAGGCGACGACGAGGACAACGGCGCUGCGAACGUAGACGACGCAGCACGCUCCAAGCAGAUCGAAGGGCGCAGUGGGCCCCGUCAAACUUCCAUCAGCUCAGCCUUCGGCCGCAAUGCCGCCGGAGUGAAUCGCGCCGCGACAGCUACCAUCGCCGGCCAGGUUACGCUCGUCGUUGCUCCAAUGAGUCUCGUGGGCCAGUGGAAGAGCGAGCUAGACCGGGCCAGCAACGCCAAUACGCUCAAUGCCCUUCUGCACUACGGCGACACGAAGGCAGAUGUCAUGGAUCGCCUCGAGGGCGGGACGGUGGAUGUGGUCAUCACAUCGUACGGCACGCUCGUCUCCGAGUACAAGCGAUUUCGUGACCUCGGUGCCGGCGCCAACUCAAUCGCUACCUCCCGCAUCGCUCGUCAAGCCCCACUCUACGCCGUCGAUUGGCAUCGGGUCAUUCUCGAUGAAGCACAUACAAUCCGCAACCGCACGACCCAAAAUGCGCGCGCUUGCCGCGAUCUCGUCACGCGCAAGCGAUGGUGCCUUACGGGUAGUCCGAUAGUCAACAGGUUGACAGACCUGUACAGCUUGCUCAACUUCCUCCGUGUCGAGCCAUGGGGCGACUUUGCCUUCUUCAACUCCUUCAUCGGGAAGCCGUUUGCCAACAAGAAUCCCAAGGCGUUGGAGAUUGUGCAGGUCAUUCUGGAGAGCUUGCUCUUGAGAAGAGAGAAGGGAUUCAAGGAUAAGGAGGGCAAGCCCAUCGUCAGCCUGCCGAGCAAGACGGUUGAGAUGAGAUACCUCGACUUCUCUGCGGUGGAGAGAAGGAUCUACGACCUUUGCUUCGAUCGCGCUUGGGUCCAGUAUCAGCGUCUCAGCAGGGAUGGUAGCGUGACCAAGAACCUCAGUGUCAUCUUUACGGUCUUGAUGAGGCUCAGACAGGCCGUCUGUCAUCCUUUGCUUGUGCUGAAGGCACUGCAGGAGAGUCACAAGCGUGCGCGAGAGGCAAGGGAGGAGGGAGGGAAGGCUGCCCCUGCAGAAGAGGUAGCAGAGGAUGAGGAGGCGGAGAAGGAGGUAGCGGAGCUGGUGGCGCAAUUUCAGCGAGGCGAAGAGGGAGAUGACGGCGGCGUCAACGGCAGCCAGGAGCAGGUGCAGGCUUUGGCUGCAUCGCUCAAUGGAGAGCUUGAUGACAUCGAUGGCAAUGGCGCCCAGGGCAAGGGACAAGGAACCGGAGACACGAAGCAGCCCACGUCUGCUGGAACCAAGUCAUCAAGUGCUCACACUCUCAAAGGUCGCGACAUCGCCCCCAUGCGCACCUCGACCAAGCUCUCAGCCCUUCUGACCGACCUGGCCGAGCUACGCGCCGCCGAACCCAAGUUCAAAGGCGUCAUCUUCUCGCAGUUCACCUCGUUCCUCGACCUCGUCCAAUCCUCCCUCUCCAGCGCGCACCACCCCUACGUCCGUCUCGACGGAACUACCUCCCAAAAAGACCGAGAGAAAGUGCUGUCCCACUUCAGCAAUUUCGAUGGUCACCUCCUCAUCCUCGUCUCCCUCCGUGCGGGUGGGGUAGGCCUCAACUUGGUAGCAGCGCACCACUGCUGGCUCCUGGACUGUUGGUGGGCCGAAAGUGUCGAACAACAAGCGGUCGACCGUGUGCAUCGCAUUGGUCAGACGAGGGAUGUGGUAGUGCAUCGCUACCUCAUCAAGGACAGCAUCGAGGAGAGGAUUCUGCGCAUUCAGAAGCGCAAGACGGCCCUUGUCAAUGAGGCGCUUGCAGGCAGCAAGGGGACGGAGGAGGGUGAGAGGGAGAGCGAGACGGUGGAGAAUUUGAGAAUUUUGUUCGGAGAAGAUUAGAGGUGAGGAGCGGUGUCAGCGACGUCUUGCGUUCAUCAAUAGACAGCCAGUCAAGAGAGGCUGUACAGCGAGCUGUGAUCGGAUUCGUAUUGAUUGACGCAGAUGCUAGCUCUGCGCUGCUUGACAUGGGUAUGAUAGAUGCUCUGUUUCCCCGCCUCUUCCUCCAUCCUCCACCCUCCUACUGGACGGUAGGCGACCAAGGCACAUCUCCCUCGCCGUACUGCCUGGCCGGCCUCUUCCAGCAAAUAGCGCUCCUCGCAUUCGUCGUCAAUUUCGCCUCCGCCCUCAAAUCUCUCCUCUUCAAGGGCAG
Molecule: messenger RNA, 3780 nt
Organism: Jaminaea rosea
Lineage: Eukaryota; Fungi; Basidiomycota; Exobasidiomycetes; Microstromatales
Exons: 5
Coding region: 27-3470 (1147 amino acids)
Molecular function (GO): ATP-dependent chromatin remodeler activity; ATP binding; zinc ion binding
Source: RefSeq, a predicted model, not a curated record